This is a messenger RNA of Ipomoea triloba (trilobed morning glory), 2198 nucleotides long. RefSeq names its product bZIP transcription factor 18-like. Gene Ontology annotation, cellular component: nucleus. The record is from RefSeq and is a predicted model, not a curated record. The transcript has 5 exons. Lineage: Eukaryota; Viridiplantae; Streptophyta; Magnoliopsida; Solanales; Convolvulaceae. Gene Ontology annotation, molecular function: DNA-binding transcription factor activity. Gene Ontology annotation, biological process: regulation of DNA-templated transcription. Bases 118 to 1161 code for a protein of 347 amino acids.
AGUAAGCUAAACGGCCAUUCUUUCAUCUUCGAUCUUCAGCCUGCAAUUCCUAUUUCUAACUCCAAACUUUAAACUUCAUAGCUUUUGAUCUCUGAAACAAAGCCAUUAUCUCAUCAAAUGCAAGAUCCAGCCAAUUCGAAGCCGAUGAUGAUGAGCCAAGCGCCAGCGUUUCCAUCGGCAUUGAGGCCAUCGCACCACCGGAGGGCUCACUCGGAGGUGAACUUCCGGCUGCCGGAGGAUCUGGAUCUGGUGUCGGACCCCUUCGAUGCGGCGCCGGCCGGGAGCUUCGAGGAGAUGGGAUCCGAGGACGAUCUCUUCUCCACCUACAUGGACAUCGAGAAGCUCGGCGGCGCCGGCGCCGGAACCGACAGUGUAGCGGCGGAUAGCGGCGGCGAUGGAGAGAAGAGCCUCGGCCGGCCGCGCCACCGCUAUAGCAACUCCGUGGAUAGCUCCUCCAGCUUGCUGCUUAGCGAGAGCACGAUUGAAGCUAAGAAAGCUAUGGCGCCUGAUAAACUCGCGGAGCUUUGGACCAUUGAUCCCAAGCGAGCUAAAAGAAUUCUGGCAAAUCGCCAAUCAGCUGCUCGAUCGAAAGAGAGGAAGGCGCGCUACAUAUCUGAACUCGAGAGAAAAGUGCAGACCCUUCAGACAGAAGCAACCACACUUUCCGCACAGCUUACCCUGUUCCAGAGGGAUACGACAGGGCUUAGUAACGAAAAUACUGAGCUUAAACUUCGUUUGCAAGCCAUGGAACAACAAGCUCAAUUGCGUGAUGCUUUGAAUGAAGCGUUAAAGAACGAAGUUGAAAGACUCAGAAUAGCUACUGGCGAAAUAGCAGCUCCUUCUGAUGCUUACAGUUUGGGAAUGCAGCAUAUUCCUUAUAAUCAAUCAGCCUUCUUCUCACAUCAGCCACAGUCGGGGCCAAGUGACUCCCAAAAUAUUCAGAUCCCGCAGUUUCAUGCAUUCCAGCCAAGCACAUCUACUCCACAUCACCCCAUGCUUGCUUCUGCCUCGGUCCAGGCUCUUGCAGACACGGUGCAGCAGGAUCCUCUCGGUCGCUUUCAGGGCCUCGAUAUCAGUAGCAGCAGGGGCUCUCAUAUUGUGAAGAGCGAAGCCCCUUCCAUAUCUGCAAGCGAAAGCAGCAGUAGUACAUUCUGCUCUUGAGUUGCUCUUUUGUGCGACGCCCCCAACCCUAUUUAUCAAAUUGUUCAUAGACUGACACCGUUUUUAACAUCCAGGAAACUCACUAUUCUUCAAAUUUUUUUUGUUUGGAACUGUUUUUUUUUAAUCUUUCCAUUCAAUUUGAGGAGUCCUAGGUUCUCAGUAGUUCCAACAAUUAAUGUCUGGACAUUCUUUCCCUGUUGUGCCAUUGGUCUUUCUCUUUUCUCAACUCCAAUCCAUUUCCCAUUAUUUCAUUAAUUCAAGGGCUACUCCUAAAGACAUCCUUGUACCUGCAUAUGGGAGGUGAGGAAAGCGAAGCCGAUUGCUUGGAUUGAUCCCAACCCUGCACGUUCUCGAGUUAAUGCGUGGAUAUUGGCAAUUUUUGGGUGCUUAAUACCAUUGUGUGGCUGUUUGAUCAAAAUGGGUUUUAUGGAAAGCUUCUCUGAGAGGUUGUUUCUUUCUUCUACCUUAUUUCUAUCUGUUCUGUCUUUGUCUCUGUGUGGACAAGUGGAGUAUUUUGACACUGAAAACGGCAGAUAACUGCCUGGUUUCUUGUAAGCAUUUGCUGAUGAGGCUUCUUCUGAUCUGCUGUGGUGCUUGCUUGCUAUGAUCCACAAGAAAUUUUUGGGUGUUUUUUGGAGAUGAAAUAAACAGACAUCGUGUCUUCACAUGCACUGCACGUUACAAUCUCAUUUAUUCACGAAAGGCACCCCUUCUGCGACCAUACAACCAUCUUUCUUAGUCUCGUAUCUGCUACAAAAUUCUUUUGGUUCAUGUGUACAUUGUUGUGUUAUUGUGUAUGUGUAUGUCGAGUGUAUUGUAUUGUGUCUCAAGGCGGGCUUCACCCAGAGCGCACGUUAUGGGUAGCGGUUGUGAACUUUUUCGUAAAUCAAGGUGUAUUGUAUUGUUAUUGUGUCCCAAAGUGCUGUUCUGGGUAGCGGUUGUGAAUUUUUUCGUAAAUCAAGAUGUAUUGUAUUGUUAUCACAAAAAAAGUGGAAAAAUCCUUAACUGAACGAUAAAUGAGUUUUGAGUUACAAAUA